Molecule: messenger RNA, 1982 nt
Organism: Microdochium trichocladiopsis
Lineage: Eukaryota; Fungi; Ascomycota; Sordariomycetes; Xylariales; Microdochiaceae
Product: Alpha/Beta hydrolase protein
Exons: 6
Coding region: 111-1982 (623 amino acids)
Source: RefSeq, a predicted model, not a curated record
UCGGGUAACUAGACCUUCUUAUCCUCGGCGCAGCGACGGCUUUCAAGCGAACGACUGUUCCCUUGGCCUACAUUUGAAACAAAACUGUCGCAAGUGGGUUCUGACACAGCAUGGAUGGACUGGGGAAGCUGGAGAGCCUAGCAGGGAGGGUAACAAUGGAUCUAGCGGACGGUCCAAGUAAAGACGUUCCGAUAGUAUUUGUCCCGGGAUUCUCAGGUUGGGGGUCGCCCCUAUUCGGCGCUGUCAAUUACUGGGGCGGAAUUGAGAAUAUUCCGCAAAUCCUCGCGAAAGCCGGCCACACAGUAAUUUUGGCACCAGUUGGGCCGUUAUCAUCUAACUGGGAGCGGGCAUGCGAAUUAUACGCACAGCUUCGCUCUUCCAGGUUUACGCAGUACAAUCUGGAGACGAACGAAAUCGAAGGAAAGCCUGAGGUCAUCGAUGUCGACUACGGGGACGUGUUCCCCAUCCGGCACCGAUAUGAGCGGGAGCCUCAGGAGUGGCGGAAUUGGAAAUGGGAUGAGAAUAGUCCCGCUCAUUUUAUUUGCCAUUCCCAGGGUGGAACUACAGUCCGAUACUUGCUCCAUCUCAUGGAGCAUUGCACCGAAAAUUCGAAGCAGACUUUGCCGCACCCAGAAUACUUCGACACACCACGACGCAGCAAGUGGGCUAUUUCCGUUCCAACAGUUGGGACUCCGCAUAGAGGUACAACGGUAGUAGACGCUCUAUGGAACCUCUCCAGGCAUUUAGAUCUUCCCGAACAGACUCGAUUACUAGGUCGAUUGUUCGCAGUACUGUCCUUUGAGGACCAGCACCGCAGAACGUACGACCUCCAGCUUGACCACUGGGGCAUCAAGAGAGGCACUAGAAGAAACCGAAAUGAAACUUUCUCAGAAAUGCGAGAGCGACUGGAAUCUUCGAUUUGGCAAGCAAAUCCCGGACCAGUGCGCCGGUGGAUUGAAUCAAAUCACAACGCCCUCUACGAUAACAGCGUGAUGGGAGUAAACGAACUGAACGAGAAGACGAUUCCAACAUCAAACGACGUAUACUACUUCAGUCUGUCGUUUAGCUGUGUGGAACCAUUUCCACCAGAUUGGCCAUCUUGGACAUUAGAGGCUAUACAGGAGUUCCCCUUGACUAUCACUCGGUUUCUCGAGGAGCUGCCAAUCAUCGGCAACAUCGACAAGAUGAUUCAAGGUGCCCUCAAUUUUAUCCCAUUCCUCGGUGAUUUCUAUUCGGAAAUUCACAAUCUCAGCUUCGGCCUGGCUACACAAAUUGCUCAAGGGAUUAUUGGUGUCGCCACGAACGUUGGCGGAUGGCACAUCGUCUCAAAUCUAGUCGAUAUACGCGAAGCCACGAGGUGGCUGGUCGACAAGGUCCUAAACCGUUUCAUACAGGAAGUCGGUUACAAUGUCAGGGUUCCGCCACCUGGGGAUUAUCUCCCGAUAGCGAGCGUCCUUCCGCUCAUGUUCCCAACAGCGUACGCCAUCAGUUCCCAGCAACUAAGCAAUGGUCAACGGCAAAUCCUAAGAGACGAAUCAGAGGACUGGAAGGUCAACGAUGGGAUUGUCAAUACAGCCUCUAUGAAAGGUCCUCUUAAUCGAAAUGGAGACAUCCCCGCGAAUCGAGAUAGAAGUCUCAUUGUCGACGCUUGUGACUUUCCCAGACUUCCAGAGCAAGUCGCAAAUGCAAGAGGAAAAUACUGGCACUUUGGUACCACCGACGGUAUGGAUCAUGCCGAUAAGAUUGGUAUCUGGAUUGAAAGUGAUACAGGAAAAAAAGUGGCAUCCAUGUACACGCAUCUUGUGACGAUUGUAUCUCACCUCUCAGCUAAGCCUACCCUCACAGACCUUCCAAAUGUGGAUAUCUCGGCCCUCCCUCGAUUCACAGGUGACAUCACUCCAGACCUUUCCGCUAAGGUUAUCGCAGACAAGCUUGCCAUAUACGAUGGCCGGGGUUCGGUCAUGGUUGAAGAUUUCAUUUAA